AUGGCCAUGGCGGCGCCGCUUGCGCUGCACCUGCUGCUGGCUCUGCUCUUGGGGUCUGGUGGCCUGAGCAGAGCAGAGCCGGAGAGGGACAGCCUGCGGGAGGAAUUGGUCCUUACUCCGCUCCCCUCCGGGGACGUGUCGGCUACCUUCCAGUUUCGCACGCGUUGGGACUCGGAGCUGCAGCAUGAAGGAGUUUCUCAUUACAGGCUUUUCCCCAAGUCUUUGGGGCAGCUGAUCUCCAAGUACUCUGUGCAGGAGCUACACCUGUCACUCACACAGGGCUUUUGGAGGACUCGUUUCUGGGGCCAGCCCUUUCUGCAAGCCCCAGCUGGGGCUGAGCUUUGGGUUUGGUUCCAAGAUUCAGUUGUGGAUGUUGAUAAAUCCUGGAAGGAACUCAGUAACAUCCUCUCGGGAAUCUUCUGCGCCUCUCUCAACUUCAUUGACUCCACCAAUACUGUCAUUCCUACUGCUUCCUUCAAACCCUUGGGACUGGCCAAUGGUACCAACCAUCAUUUCCUUCGCUAUGCUGUCCUUCCCCGAGAGGUGGUAUGCACUGAGAACCUCACUCCGUGGAAGAAGCUCUUGCCUUGUAGUUCCAAGGCAGGUCUCUCUGUGCUUCUAAAGGCUGAACGCUUGUUCCAUACCAGCUAUCAUUCCCAGGCAGUACACAUCCGCCCUGUGUGCCGGGAUUCCCACUGUACCAGUGUCUCCUGGGAGCUGAGGCAGACCCUCACAGUUGUGUUCGAUGCCUAUACCACAGGCCAGGGGAAGAAAGACUGGUCUCUGUUCCGGAUGUUUUCCCGAACCAUCACUGAGGCUUGUCCUUUGGCCUCACAAAGUCAUGUCUAUGUUGAUAUCUCCAAAAAUAGUCAGGAGAAUGUGACUCUUGAGGUGAGCCCACCCCCGACAUCCACAUACCAGGCAGUUGUCCUGGGGGACCGGAGGACCUAUGCUGUCUAUGACCUGCUUAACCCUGCCACAUUCAGUGGCUCCCGAAGCCUCAACUUGCAGCUCAGGUGGAAGCAGCAACAAGAUAGUGGGGGUCAUCUGGUUCCAUUUCUGCAUGCCCAGCGGUAUGUGAGUGGCUAUGGGCUGCAGACAGGGGAACUGAGCACCAUACUGCACAAUACACACCCAUACCGAGCUUUUCCUGUUUUGCUACUGGAGACUGUGCCCUGGUACUUGAGGCUCUACAUUCACACUCUGACCAUCACCACGAAGGGCAAGGAGAACAAGCCAAGUUAUAUCCACUACCAGCCUGCACAGGACCGGUUACGCCCCCAUCUGUUGGAGAUGCUUAUUCAGCUGCCCGCCAAUUCUGUUACCAAGGUCUCCAUCCAGUUUGAACGUGCUUUGCUUAAGUGGACUGAGUACACACCUGACCCAAAUCAUGGUUUCUAUGUUAGCCCAUCUGUCCUGAGCGCCCUGGUGCCCAACUUGGUGGGAACCAAACCAGCCAACUGGGAAGACAGCCCGCUUUUCAGCACAAUGUUUCCCAUCUCUGAUAGCUCCAGUCAUUUUGUGCGAUUAUACACUGAGCCGCUGCUGGUGAACCUGCCUACGCCAGACUUUAGCAUGCCCUACAACGUCAUCUGCCUCACCUGCACCGUCGUGGCUGUCUGUUAUGGCUCCUUUUACAAUCUUCUGACCCGAACUUUCCACCUGGAGGAGCCCAAGCGGAGUAGGCUUGUCAGGUGGUUGGCCAACAUUAUCCGCCGAAUCAGAGGCGUUCCUCCUCUGUGACUCGUCCUGCCCUUCUUGCUUGGUCAAGAUGUUACCCUCUUCCAUAGAUCAGAGCCUUCCUGAUCUCUCAGACCCUUAUUUGGUGAUCUCUGACUCUCUCCAUCACCUGCUUAACCCAUUAGGAGUCUAGAGUCACAGGAAGGCCCAGGUGUCCCCAGGAUUGGUCAAAGGAAUAGUGUGAGGAACAGGACUGGGCUCUCCUGAUCAUAUGAGGUGGGUGGAGCCUGUUUGCUGCUGAGCAGCUGAUGUGGAAUAAAGUGUGGCUGCCAACCUA
This is a messenger RNA of Gracilinanus agilis (Agile Gracile Mouse Opossum), 2017 nucleotides long. It is a transcript of the gene PIGT, whose product is annotated as phosphatidylinositol glycan anchor biosynthesis class T. The transcript is spliced from 12 exons. Bases 1 to 1743 code for a protein of 580 amino acids. Gene Ontology annotation, biological process: attachment of GPI anchor to protein. Lineage: Eukaryota; Metazoa; Chordata; Mammalia; Didelphimorphia; Didelphidae. Gene Ontology annotation, cellular component: GPI-anchor transamidase complex. The record is from RefSeq and is a predicted model, not a curated record.